GAUUUUCCGUCGGUCUGUCAUUGCCAUAAUUAUACUUUUUAAUGAAUAUCAAUUUCGUUUCGGUUUUUUAUACAGUUUAAAAAUAAAUAUUUUAGCGUUAAUCGGAUUUCAAUAGCGAGUAAAUUGUUCUAUACUUUGUUUCGAUUUAUGUCAAGUAUAAGAAGUGACCAAAAAUGAGCGAUGACGAGCCUGAAGAGAACCAAAUGCGCAAUGCAUUAAGUGAAAUUGCUAAAGAAGUUCAAAAACUUCAUAAGGACACUAUAUCUGCGAAAAAUAGCAAUAUAAAAUGUGACGAUAAUUGUGCUGAAGAAAUUUUAGGUCAACUUAUAAAAUGCAAGACAUCUUUGAAUUUGAGAACAGUUCAAAUAAAAAGAUUAAAAAAUACACUAAAAACUGCUUGCGCUGUUGCCAAAACUAUGUCAUCAACUAAAGCGAGUGAAAUAGCAACGCUAACAAGUCACUUAGAUUUUGCUAGAAAGAAUUAUUUGAAUUUAAUACGACAGCAAAGUGAGAAAGACGAAAUAAUUACUAACUUAAGCACAGAAAACCACGCUUUACGAGAACAGCUUCAAUUUUUCGAAAAAGUCAUUGAUCUUGGAUAUCAGGAAUUACAGAAAAAUAAAUCUGGAGAAAGGGUAGAAAAUAUUUCUAGCCUUGAACAACUGAAACAAAUUUUAGCUUGCUGUGGACAGUAUUAUGCGGAUUACUGCAACGAACACGAGAAACGCAUUCGGCUGGAACAAAAAAAUAGAUUCCUCGACACAUUGAUUACAAUGGAAAAUAAUUUAAAACCUAAAGAUAAAAUAGGCUCCGUUUGUAUUAACAAGGAUAAAAAAUUCCCUGCGCCAAUCCCACGGCAACGCGUUGCUUUCGCGCGGUCUGAGUUAAAACUAGGGUCUCAUCAAAGAAACUUCACUAAUUUCACCAUGACAAAAAUUGAAUUAAAUAAACAUUCACUAUCACCAACAAAUAGCCGGGAUUUAGACUUGACAACACAUUUAAAAACAGUGAAGCAACUUCUUAAUGAUCAAAAUAAUCUCAUUAAAGAUUUGAAGAGCCUAACGAAAGUAAUAAAUGUUGAUGAAACUUAUUGAGAAUGUUUAUUUAUA
Messenger RNA from Spodoptera frugiperda (fall armyworm), 1109 nucleotides. RefSeq lists its product as uncharacterized. The coding region runs from base 174 to 1094 and encodes 306 amino acids. Lineage: Eukaryota; Metazoa; Arthropoda; Insecta; Lepidoptera; Noctuidae. The record is from RefSeq and is a predicted model, not a curated record. The transcript has 3 exons.